GGUUUUUACCCAGCCUCGGGUAUCCGUUUAUUCUGGGGUUGGGCCGGGGCAAGUGCCCUGCCAGCUCUAAGGGAGCAGCCGAGGCCACUGUCCCUUGAGACUGCCGGAGUCCUCAGCACCUGUCUCGGGCUCCAGGAGAGGCUGUGGUCAUGGUGAAUGAAGAUCCCAACCAACACGAGCAGGAUGGCAGCUCUGCGCAGGAGCCUGCCCUCUGGGCAGACGCCAGUGCCUCGGGCCACGCCAGCGUUUCCGCAGAGCAGAGCGUGUCUGCCCCCCCCAGCGUCUCCAUCCACCCCAGCGUCUCGACCCACCCCAGCAGUUCGGCCCACCCCUGCGUCGCGGCGCACCCAAGCAGUUCGGCCCACCCCAGUACCUUGGCCCAAGCGGGUGGCUUGGCCCACCCCAGUAGCUCAGGCCCUGAGGACCUUAGUGUGAUCAAGGUGAGCAAACGCCGCUGGGUGGUGGUCCUGCUGUUCAGCGGCUACUCCAUGUGCAACGCCUUCCAGUGGAUCCAGUAUAGCUCCAUCAAUAACAUCUUCAUGAAGUUCUACGGGGUCAGCGCCUUUGCCAUCGACUGGCUGUCCAUGUGUUACAUGCUCACCUACAUCCCUCUGCUCCUGCCCGUGGCCUGGCUGCUGGAGAAAUUCGGCCUGCGCACCAUCGCCCUCACCGGCUCUGCUCUCAACUGCCUGGGGGCCUGGGUGAAGUUGGGGAGCCUGAAGCCACUUCUCUUCCCGGUCACCGUCCUGGGCCAGGUUGUCUGCUCGGUGGCCCAGGUCUUCAUCCUGGGCAUGCCCUCCCGCAUUGCUUCGGUCUGGUUCGGGGCUAACGAGGUGUCAACGGCCUGCUCUGUAGCUGUCUUUGGCAAUCAGCUUGGAAUUGCAAUUGGGUUCUUGGUCCCUCCUGUUUUGGUACCCAACAUCGAAGACCAGGACGAGCUUGCCUACCACAUCAGCAUCAUGUUUUACAUAAUAGCAGGCGUGGCUACUCUGCUUUUCAUCUUUGUCAUCAUCGUAUUCAAGGAGAAGCCUAAACACCCCCCGAGCAGGGCACAAUCUCUGAGCUAUGCCUUGGCGUCCCCUGAUGCAUCGUACUUAAGUUCCAUUGUCCGGCUCUUCAAAAACCUCAACUUUGUGCUGCUUGUCAUCACCUAUGGUCUCAAUGCUGGUGCUUUUUAUUCCUUGUCCACACUGCUGAAUCGCAUGGUGAUCUUGCACUACCCGGGGCAAGAAGUGAAUGCUGGAAGAAUUGGCCUGACCAUCGUCAUUGCAGGAAUGCUUGGGGCCAUGAUCUCAGGCAUCUGGCUGGAUAGGUCCAAAACCUACAAAGAGACAACCCUAUUGGUCUACAUCAUGACAGUAGUGGGCAUGGUGGUGUACACACUGACCUUGAACCUGGGAUACCUGUGGGUAGUGUUCAUCACCGCUGGCACAAUGGGCUUCUUCAUGACAGGCUACCUCCCACUGGGAUUUGAGUUUGCUGUGGAGUUGACAUACCCAGAAUCGGAAGGCAUAUCUUCUGGCCUCCUGAAUGUAUCUGCCCAGGUGUUCGGGAUCAUCUUCACCAUCUCCCAGGGCCAAAUUAUUGACAACUACGGAACCAUGCCUGGGAACAUCUUUCUCUGUGUGUUCCUCACCCUUGGAGCAGCCCUCACUGCGUUCAUUAAGGCAGAUCUCCGGAGGCAGAAAGCAAACAAAGAAACUCCUGAGAAUAAGCUCCCAGAGGAGGAGGAGGAGGAGAGCAACACCAGCAAAGCGCCCACCACUGUGUCUGAGGAGCAGCUCUGAGAGGAAAAGGUGGUGGCGACUCAGGGAACCAGACAGCACUCCCCACCUCUUCCGUCAGCGCCUACCGCCGGCACAUAGGCCUUUGCCACAGCAGCUUUUCGAGGGAACCGGCUGGAAUACUGGGGGCUUGGACGGCAGGGCCUCUGCCAUCUGGAACCCACUCAAGAGCUUGCAUGGUCUAGCUGGGGAAGAUGGCACCUUCCACUGGGUGCCCGCUCCAUCCCCGCCCCCCUCGCAGGCUGUGGGAGCUGGUGCUGGGAGAGACUGCUGGAGAGCCGUGGUGCCUUGUCUUCCCCCUUCCCCUCCAGCCCGCCAGGAGAGGGCCUGCAAAAUUAUCACGGAAAGAAAGCUUAUUCAGGAUAUUAACUUUCUUUUUGGAAUCAUAAGACCCUUAGAAGCCCAGUUCUAGGGAGAGGCGGCUGCUCCAGAGAGGGGGUAAUUUUGGGGUCAUCACAUUGUGGCUAAUGUUCUGUGGGAGAGAAAGCACCAUCAGAAAAACAUCAGAACGAACCCAUCAGGACUCGGCCUAGCUUCUCCUGCCCUAAGGCUGGGGUGUUUCCAGACCCUCUCCUAAGAGCUGAUCAAACCCAACAUCAAUAAACUGACAGAAACUUU
Molecule: messenger RNA, 2402 nt
Organism: Enhydra lutris kenyoni (northern sea otter)
Lineage: Eukaryota; Metazoa; Chordata; Mammalia; Carnivora; Mustelidae
Gene: FLVCR2
Product: feline leukemia virus subgroup C cellular receptor family member 2
Biological process (GO): heme export; transmembrane transport
Cellular component (GO): membrane
Molecular function (GO): heme binding; heme transmembrane transporter activity
Source: RefSeq, a predicted model, not a curated record